AUGGCGGAGAUGAAGAUCAUGGCUGCAGGUGCUAAUUUGCUGUUGCUGUUGCUGUUGCUUCAUUGUUUCCAGGCGGCAGUGGCUCGGCCGCAACUUGACGCACAUAGCACAACUGUCCAUGGGAAUAGGAAUGGAGUUUUUAGCGCUGGCAGUCAAAGCAACGUAGAGAAUGAAGUUAAUAUAAACACUGGUAGUCCUGGUGGUGAAUGCUGCGGCCGCAGCAACAAUCCUGAUGGUGAUGGUGAUGGUGAUGCCAAUGGUGAUGGUGGCCGUGGUGGACCUGCAGCUGGAGGCAACACCAGUAAUGGUAAUGGUAAUGGCAAUGGUAAUGUUCCUGUUAUCAAUCCUCCUGCUGCUACCAAUCCACCUGUUAGCAAUCCUCCUGUUGCUACCAAUCCACCUGCUACCAAUGUACCUGUUAUCAAUCCACCUGCUGCUACCAACCCUCCUGUUAUCAAUCCACCUGCUGCUACCAAUCCACCUGCGACUAAUCCACCUGUUGUUACCAUUCCUCCUGUUACCAAUCCUCCUGCUGCAACCAAUCCUCCACCUGUUAGCAAUCCUCCUUCACCUGGUAAUGAUAAUGGUCCUGUUAGAAAUCCUCCUCCUACCAAUCAGCCUGGUAAUAGCACUGGUGAUAGAGGCAACAGUGGAAAUGGAAGUGGAAGUGGAAGGGGUAACAAUCCUAAUCCUGGUAAUGCAGCCAACACUGGCGGUAAUGCCGGUCAAGGUCAAAGUCAAGGUAACAAUUCUGGUAAUGCGGACAACACCGGCGGUAAUGCAGGUCAAGGUCAAGGUAACAAUUCUGGCAAUUCAGGCAACACUGGCAGUAAUGCAGGUCAAGGUCAAGGUAACAAUUCUGGUAAUCCAGGCAACACUGGCAGUAAUGCAGGUCAAGGUCAAGGUAACAAUUCUGGUAAUCCAGGCAACACUGACAGUAAUGCAGGUCAAGGUCAAGGUCAAGGUAACAAUUCUGGUAAUCUAGGCAACACUGGCAGUAAUGCAGGUCAAGGCCAAGGUAACAAUUCUGGUAAUCCAGGCAACACUGGCAGUAAUGCAGGUCAAGGUCAAAGUAACAAUUCUGGUAAUCCAGGCAACACUGGCAGUAAUGCAGGUCAAGGUCAAGGUCAAGGUAACAAUUCUGGUAAUCCAGGCAACACUGGCAGUAAUUCCGGUCAAGGUCAAGGUCAAGGUAACAAUUCUGGUAAUCUAGGCAACACUGGCAGUAAUGGAGGUCGAGGUCAAGGUCAAGGUAACAAUUCUGGUAAUCCAGGCAACACUGGCAGUAAUGCAGGUCAAGGUCAAGGUAACAAUCCUGGUAAUGCAAACAACACGGGUAGCAAUAGUAAUGGUAAUGCAGGUCGCGGUAACAAUCCUACUCCUGGUAAUGCAAGCAAUUCUGGCAACGCCGGUACUGGUAAUAGCAGAGGCAACACUGGAAAUUCUAAUUCUAAUUCCAAUCCUAAUCUUAAUCGGCCUGCUAAUGGUGCUGGCGAUUCCGAUGGAAGAAACACUAAUACUAAUGCAAGGGCCACUAGAAGCAACUAA
Molecule: messenger RNA, 1548 nt
Organism: Andrographis paniculata
Lineage: Eukaryota; Viridiplantae; Streptophyta; Magnoliopsida; Lamiales; Acanthaceae
Exons: 1
Coding region: 1-1548 (515 amino acids)
Source: RefSeq, a predicted model, not a curated record